Eimeria necatrix is the source of this 1218-nucleotide messenger RNA. RefSeq names its product proteasome subunit alpha type 6, putative. The record is from RefSeq and is a predicted model, not a curated record. The transcript is spliced from 5 exons. Gene Ontology annotation, cellular component: cytosol; proteasome core complex; proteasome core complex, alpha-subunit complex. Lineage: Eukaryota; Apicomplexa; Conoidasida; Eucoccidiorida; Eimeriidae. Bases 1 to 1218 code for a protein of 405 amino acids.
AUGGAGAACAGCAGCAGCGCGACUUGGAUUCUCCAGCCGCCUUCUGCUGCAGCACCAGCAGCAGAAGCAGCAGCAGCAGCAGCAGACACGGAGUGCAGCCGCAGCUUCCGCAGGAAACGCUCCGCAUUCAGCACUGCAGCAGCGUUCAGCAGCAGCAGCACACACUCCAGCAGCACAGCUGGCGGUGUCAGGCGUCUGCAGCGACGCGCGCUUAACUUGCCACGCACAGCAGCGUUCUUGCUGCAGCAGCAGCUGGAGCAGCAGCAGCAGCAGCAGCAACCUAACCCCCGGGUGCAGCAGCAGCAGCAGCCGCAGCAGCUCGGCUUCGCAACAACCCCCCCCCCUCUCUGCAAACCAGCAGCAACAGCAGCAGCAGCAACAGCAGCAGCAGCAGCAGCAGCAGCAGCAGCAGCACAGCAGCAGCAGCAGCAGCAGCAGCUCCGUCCCUCCCCCGGCCCGCAUCCCAGCAGCGUCACCGCAGGCGCACCCCCCAGCAGCACCGGCAGCAGCAGCCGACCCGCCGCCGCCGCAGCAGCACAACAGCAGCAGCAGCAGCAGCAGCAGCAGCAGCAGCAGCAGCAGAAUGGCGCGGGGGUCGGGGCAGGCGAUCACAAGGUGCAGCAGCAGCAGCAGCAGCAAGACAAGCUGCUGGACCGCAGCUCCGUGAGCUCGCUGCACCGCCUCAGCAGCAGCAGCGGCUGCUGCCUCGUGGGCCUCCAGGCGGACUGCAGGUCUGCUGCUGCUGCUGCUGCUGCUGCAGCAGCAAACUUCAACUUCAAAUAUGGACUUCAGAUUUCCCCCAGAGCUCUUGCUGCUCGCAUGGCCGACCUCAACCAGGUGUACACGCAGUUCGCCUACAUGCGCCUCCACGCAUGCACGGGGAUCGUGGUGGGGGUGGACGAGGAGGAGGGCCCGCAGCUGUUCAAGUUCGACCCCGCAGGGUUUGUGGCAGGGUUUAGGGCUUGUGCUGCUGGGGCGAAAGAACAAGAAGCAAAUAGUCUUUUGGAGAAACUUUUGAAAAAAAGAAACUCCGAAACCCCCGAACAAGUCGCCAGACUGGCCAUCACGGCGCUGCAGCAGGUGGCUAGGGUUUUGGCCUCGGACUUGAAGGCGGAAGACAUCGAAGUUGGGAUCGUGACGAAAAGCGAUCCCAGCUUUCGGCUGCUGUCUGAACAGGAGAUCGAGGCGCACUUGACGGCCAUCGCCGAGCAAGACUAA